Molecule: messenger RNA, 4536 nt
Organism: Auanema sp. JU1783
Lineage: Eukaryota; Metazoa; Nematoda; Chromadorea; Rhabditida; Rhabditidae
Source: the annotation of a GenBank genome assembly
AUGUUGCUCAUCAAGAUAAUCCUAUUAGGAUUAUACAUUCAGUUAGCACAUGCUGAUUCAUCUUCAUGUUUGAACGGAGGUGUCUCAGGCACAGAUGGAUGUGAAUGUCUACCAUAUUGGAAAGGAAGUACAUGUGGACAGAUCCUCUGUACCAAUGGUGGAUAUACAGAUUCAUUGAAUAGGUACUGUAUAUGUCCCAGCGGAUAUUUUGGAUUACAUUGUGAAGCUGCUACUCAGACGAAGCCUGCUACUAAAACUUUUCAGUUGAAGGAUCCAAGCUUGAAUCUUAUAUACUACAAUCUGUUCUCUGAUUACUAUGGAAAGAAUGCUUAUAGCAUCUUCCAGAAGGCUGUUAACAAUCAUGUCGCAGCAAACAGUCAAUAUUAUAAAAAUGUAAACAUCUAUCGUAUAGCUGAUCUCACCAGUUACCCACAGAAUUGUAAUCAUGACGAUAACACAUGCGACUAUGGUCCUGAUGGAGAGUUCAUGGAGUUUCAAACUCCAUCAGUUGGAAACAUCAAUUUCCAAGAAGUUGUUUUUCCAAAAAGUUAUUGGUGCUACUAUGUUCCUAUGUAUGAAUACAUAUUGAAAAUGAUUCAAAAAGGAGGUUUGGAAGAUACUACAAUCAACAUACUGACACAGCAUCCACCUCUUCCUGAUGAUGACGGUUUGAACGCAUUAGUGCAAGCUGCUAUUGGUUUCCGUAUAAGAAUCAACAUCUUGUUCUCGGAUGACCAAACCUUUAUUCGUUGUACUCCUGAUCAGAUCAACAGCUUACGUCAGCUCUCAUCCAGAACUGGUGGUAUUUUCACAGAUGUUCCUUCUGGCUCUAUGUAUAACGAAACUAAUACGAUCAUCAAUACUAUUCUCACAACGAACAUCUACUAUGAUGUCAUUGAUGUUGCAGUUGGAGUGAAUGACAUAACCUUCUCUGCAGAUCCACUCAUUAACAAUUAUUAUGUUGUUUUGAGCAAUGGAGUUGUAAGUGAUGACUCAGGAUGCUUGGGAAUCACCAAUGGUCCGGACAGUAAUGAACAUGCUGUUUAUCAAUUAUUUAACGCUGCUAUUCAUCCAUGCUCACUAAAGUUCAAACAAAAUUCUGAUGCAAAGAUAGUUGUCAAGAUAUUCGUUGCUGGUAAUGAAAAGACGUUCAGAUCGUUCUAUUCAUUCGUUGAAGAUGCAUUGAUGGAUACAUCCAAGACAAUGCCGUAUGACGAAAUACAAUACAACUUGGCCUUACGUUUCAAUUACGAUUCCCCGCUGAUUAAAUCAUUGAGCAUCGCGCAAGCUUCUUUCAUUGACCAACAAGCCAAUACUGGCAUUCCCAUCGUGAGUGGCUCAGAUGAUCUAGUUACACGUCAAGAUUAUUCUCUGGAUAACUUCAUAAAGCGAGGAUUUACAUGUCUAUCUAGCAGUGCAGAUGAUAUUUUCGGAAUAAGGCUGACUCUUCGUCCACAGUUCACUGCUUCUCAACCGCCACUACUGAUGAAACGUUACAUUCCAAUUCACUGCUUGACUCUUCCUCCGCCUGUAACGACCACUGUAACCCAAAAUACUGUAUCAACAACUGUAAUGACCACCAAAUUGACUACUGUAUCGACAACAGUUACAAAAAUUCCAACUUCUGCUAGCACUACUGUCCCUUCGUCAACCCCUGCUCCCACCACCGUCACGUCUGCUCCUCUUCCAAAACCUAAGAAAACAUACAUUCUGGGAUACACUAGCUCAGUUGAUGAAUCAGCUUACGAAACCUUCUUACUUGCCUCAACUGCUAAGACCACAGGAAAUCUUUAUCAGCAUUAUACAGAUUUCGGAGAAGUCUUAUUCCAAGACAAGAAAUUCAAAAUAGAUACAGGAUAUGUAUCUCAAACUGAUUAUCCAUCAUUCAUCCAAGCUGUAUACAACGAUCAAAAGAAGAAUCUAGAUAAUGUUUAUUACGAUCAGCCUCAAAUUCUUGAAGCCCUACAAAGUAUUAUGCAGUCGUCAAACGCUCCAGAUCAGAAUUCUCUCGUUUCUUUCUUAACUGAUACACUUCCACUUCAAAAAGCUCCCUUCGCUGAUGCUGAUAUUGCUGUGUAUAAAGAUUUCAUCAACAAAAACAACAAAGUACUCUUCUGGAUUGAUAACUCCGACUUUGAUUCCCAAAUUAACAAUUUCAAACGAUCACCCGAUAUGCUCAACCUGUUGGCAGCUAUCACCAAUGGUCAUUUAAUUGUUACUAAUCAUUCUUCUCCGGAUUUCUCAAAUCUUCUGUCAGAUUUCUAUUCGAAAGGACCUGCUCAGAAUUUAGUUUUCUCAAAGACCUUCAGCAGUGGUCCAUUGCAGAGUAUUGGAUCUGUUGAUUACCAGUCAAUCACCAGCAAUAUUACCAUUUUCGCCUCUGCUACAGUCUUCAUCCAGAAGUCCGCAGAUAUUCAAUUCCGUCCACUUAAUCUGAAGUUCACAUCUCAAACUACUGGAAAUGCUAUACCUGUUACAAUGAACUACAUGCCCAACAGCAACUUGUACACUGCUGACUUUGUAUUAACUCCGGAUAAGUAUACGGUAUCUGCCCUAUUCUUCGAUUCUAACUCUCGCAUCGUCUCUCUUCGAUUAUGGAAUUCUGAAUUGAUGUUCACUGAUUUACAAAUGACCUAUAAGGAUUAUGAUGAGAAUACAAUUAGCUCUCCAGAUACUAACUUUGGAGCAGCAUUAAGAGCUCAAAUGGUGGGCGCCCAGACUAACAGUUUGAAGGUUACCUACUCUGAUUGCCGUUCGAAAGUCUUACAAACCUCAUAUUUCGAUGCUCAACAGAGUGUUGAUAUCAGUACUGAUUCCUUCAACUUCGUACCCUUGUUCUGCCAAAAGAGAGUUUCAACAGAAAUGUGUCCUCCAGGCACCGAGAGAAUUUACAACAUGCAGAUUUCAACUACUGAUGGAACAUUCAUAGGAACCAAAUCAUUCUAUUGCGAUGAUUCUACAACACCAUUUGACUGCUCUACAGUAGAUAGUAAUGGAAACUAUUUCUGUGAUACUCCCAUUGCUCCAUUCCUUAGAGGACCAGCUAAGAAGUUGUUAGAUUGUUCUGAUAAUGGAAAAUUGGUUUGGUCCGAAGAUGCACCAAGUGUUGGUUUAGGACACUAUAAAUGCAUAUGUAACGAUCCUGCACUUACUGGAUUAUCAUGUGAACACGGAACUUGUGAUGAUACUCCUCAACCAGGAAGUUUGGACAUUCAGUUCCGUACGUACACAGCCAUCAUUGCAUUCUUACCCGAUAACACCUUGACCAAAGCUGUAUUCUUGGAUGCUCUGCCAGUUCUUAGUGUGGAUGAAGCAACAACAAACAUCUGGCUUUAUCAAAUAUUGGUCUAUUGCACUAAUGGAGAUUAUUUCCCUGUCUACAUAGGAAAAGAUCCUAAAGAGUUUAAUGCUGCUUUGAAAUCUCCUGAUAACAAAAUCACUUGCGCAGGAUCCGCAUCUGAUUCAGGUGUACUUGACAUAUCGGAUGCUUUCCGAGUUUCCACCAGUUCCAUAGGAAAAGACCAAAAUGGAGUUGUUGUCUUGUACUAUGAGUCUGUAACGCCUUUGGAAAGUAUAAGCAUUGACAAUGAGAAGUUCUAUGAGAAUGCUCAGCAGUAUAGACAGAAAUUCUUUGUUUACAAUGCUAUAGAAAAUUCUGAUGAUGGCUUGAAAGUUGAUACACGACAAGAUAUUAUAACAGCUACCUUAGCCACAGGAGGAACUACAAUAAUUGAUGAUCUGCUGUUGAAUGAUGUUGAUCCAACUAUUCCACUAUUCCAAAGACUUAUCAAAGCUAAGACAUCUUUGAAUUAUCAUAACUUCAAUAAGGACGCCAUUACUGGCAUUCAAGCUAAUAUAGAAAGCGAAGCUUAUGUUAUCAUAGGUGGUAGUGCUUCUCAGGGAACUAUUGCCAGUGAUGCCGACAAUUAUAGUAUUUUCACAAAGAUAUCCAAGAUUACAUCAACACAGUUCGUAAAUCUAAAUACAAAUAACCCUGCGUCAUGGGCGUCUGUUGUUGUACUCGAUGGAGUGGCAAUACCUCAUGCUAUAUUGAAAGACAGAGCUGUAUCUGAUACGUGGAGUGCGGUAUCAGUAAGCCAAACAGAUGCACGAACUGUUUUGGGGAUAAAAACACCUGACGGAUAUACAUUGACGAACAGUCUGUACCCACAUUCCAGAAGAGCUUCUAGAACAUCCUGUAGUUUCGAUACUGUACUAUACCAACCAAUUACCUCGAUGCCAUUAGGAUAUUCGCAACAUGAGCUGACUUUGCUUUCCGCAGAUGGAAAAAACAAAAUCAAUAAGGUCUUCCCUAUCAUUACAUCAUCCUCAAGCGAUUGCAAGAACAAUGUAUCGGAUCAAAGCAAGGGAGCUUGCACAUGCCCAAACACAUUCACAGGACCUGACUGCAGCAGACUUGUAUGUGGUGAUCAUGGAUUGCUAUCCACAUGGGGAGGAGCAUGUAACUGCGAUGGAACCAUUGGCGGACGAUUCUGUAACUCUCAAGUUAACAGCUUCUUAUCCUUCUUUCGAUAA